Molecule: messenger RNA, 2802 nt
Organism: Cheilinus undulatus (humphead wrasse)
Lineage: Eukaryota; Metazoa; Chordata; Actinopteri; Labriformes; Labridae
Gene: pdk2a
Product: pyruvate dehydrogenase kinase 2a
Exons: 11
Coding region: 89-1318 (409 amino acids)
Biological process (GO): regulation of glucose metabolic process; protein phosphorylation
Cellular component (GO): mitochondrion
Molecular function (GO): pyruvate dehydrogenase (acetyl-transferring) kinase activity
Source: RefSeq, a predicted model, not a curated record
CCUGCCAUCAUGACAACAGCUUUGGUCGGUUGGAGUUCCAUAGCCUAGCUUCGGUGGUCGUGGUCGGCCGGCAGGACCUAUAGCAAUAAUGAAGUUCGUGAGGUUUAUAAUGAAAAAUGCCGCCCUGGCGAGUGCGCCCAAACAUAUCGAGCAUUUUUCUAAAUUUUCUCCUUCGCCGCUGUCCAUGAAGCAGUUUCUGGAUUUCGGCUCCAUAAACGCCUGUGAGAAGACCUCCUUCGUGUUUUUGCGACAGGAGCUGCCUGUCCGACUUUCAAACAUAAUGAAAGAAAUCAACUUGUUGCCCAACAAACUCCUCACAACUUCCUCCGUGCAGAUGGUGCAGAGCUGGUACAUUCAGAGUUUAAUGGAGAUUCUUGAAUUCCUCGACAAGAAUCCAGACGACCACAGAGUUCUUGGAGAGUUUGUUGAUGCCUUGGUCACGAUCAGAAACAGGCACAAUGACGUAGUGCCGACUAUGGCUCAGGGUAUCAUCGAAUACAAAGAGGCCUUCCCACAGGACCCAGUCACCAACCAGAACAUCCAGUACUUUCUGGACCGCUUCUACAUGAGCCGUAUCUCUAUCCGAAUGCUCAUCAACCAGCACACUCUUAUUUUUGACGGUACUACAAACCCUGUUCAUCCAAACACCAUUGGCAGCAUUGACCCUCACUGUCAAGUUGGGGAUGUAGUCCAAGAUGCCUUUCAUAGUGCUAAGAUGCUGUGUGACCAGUACUACCUCCGUUCCCCAGACCUCGUACUAAAGGAGAUGAGCAGCAAUAAGAAGAACCUUCCAGUUAGCAUCGUAUACGUACCCUCUCAUCUUUAUCACAUGCUGUUUGAGCUCUUUAAGAACGCUAUGAGAGCAACAAUAGAGACCCAUGACAACAGCAACAACCUCCCACCUGUUCAAGUCUUGGUGUCUCUCGGAGGCGAGGACUUGUCAAUCAAGGUGAGCGACAAGGGAGGCGGUGUCCCCUUUCGGAGGAUUGAGAACCUCUUCAGCUACAUGUACUCCACCGCUCCGGCACCACAGAUAGGAGAGCACUCCCGGCCUCCGCUGGCUGGCUUCGGCUACGGGCUGCCAAUCUCUCGACUCUAUGCCAAGUACUUCCAGGGGGACCUGCAGCUCUACUCCAUGGAGGGCCAUGGCACAGACGCUGUCAUCUACUUAAAGGCGCUGUCCACGGACUCCAUUGAGAGGCUGCCGGUGUACAACAAAACUGCUUUGAAGAACUACAAAGUAAGCCAAGAGGCCGAUGACUGGUGCAUACCCAGCAAAGAGCCUCUGGAUCUGAGCAGCUAUAAGGUGGCCAAGUGAAAACCAGAUCAGGCCGAUGUACCGUGACACCUUUGGAAUCUCAAACUCCCACAUCUUUAUCAGUCGAGGCAGGUGUGGCCUACGAACAAUUUUCCCACAAAGAGGGACGUCUCCAGACGAAAAAAAGACACCAUUUCCUUGUUAUUCAAGUCUGGAUUUAGCAGUAGCAUGCUUUCAUCAGCUUGUGUCCCUUUGGGGUUUUAUAAAAAAAUAGGAAACCUUACUAACUGAAGAUGUUUAUCAAAAGACACCCAUAUGAUCUGUCAUAGGUUGCAUCAGCAGGGAGUUUGUGUGGACGUGCAAACUGGAGUCAUGCAGGUAGAGAGAGGCAGCACCAGGCAUGUUUGGAGUGAGGUGCUGUGGCAACGACAGUAGGAGUAGGAACAGAAAGAUGCAAAAGAAAAGUGUGUUCAGACCAAAAGAUGGGCAAAUAUUUCCAUGGUUAGAAAACAUACAAGGUCCAGAGAGCUUGAACCUGUAGCAAGAAACAUAAAUCCUGCUUUACUACAAAUCAAGGUUGUGAAAGUUGUAGCUGAGCCAUUGUAGGGAGUCUCUAGACAUCCUAAAACUGCAUCGUAAAUGUUUGGCCCAAAAAUCAUGCAUUUCAAAAUGAUUUGUUUGGAAAGGCAGAACCUUGUUCUGCUUUUGGUUUGAACACGACAAGGGAAGGUCAAAAUAUUCAAAAAUCCAAGGACAUAAGUGCAGCUGUUUGAGGAGUGCCAUAAGGAGGUUUUCAGUUGAACAGGGAGGAGCCUGUUGUUGAACAAGUAAGAGGACCAGAUUUUAUUUCCUGUAGAUUUUGUCACCCAAGCCUUACAGUGUAAACUCCACCCAAAGGCUCAUUUAAGUGAAAUACUUGAAUUGUUUAGAAUUAAACUCAUCUUGCACCUUGUUAAACUGAAGCACUGUAAUACAGUAAGGUAUGUAGAAUGGAACAAACGUAGUAUUUUUGUGCAUGUGUUUGGACAUUUCAGCUCUUAAAAAGAAUCACAGUAUUGGCAGUGUCUUAUAAGAUACAGUGUUAUCUUAGCAUCAGACCAGGCUGAAUGUAUUCUGCUUUUUUUCUGUGCAUUAAUUUGCAUUAAAUACAAAGGGUAUUAUACUCUGAACAUUAUACAAGGCCCAAGUUCUCUCUCAUGUACUACAGAGCAUUUUCCACGCUUCUUUGGAGGUUUAAUGCUCUUAGCUGAGCUCAGUAGAAGCUAGUGUUUUUAAACCCCAGGAGGCAGAGGAUGUCAUGUUGAAGUCCUCAAACAGUCUGUGAUCCAAUACGGCUAAAGGCCAGUCGCAGCUUUUUAUUACACUGUGCCAUAGGAGGAGGAAAUGCCUUGGGUCCAUGUGUGUUAAACACAGUUUUCUUUUAUAUUAAAUUCAUCUUAAUCAUACAGAGUGUGAGAGGUUAUUUUUAUAGAGCUUUAUAGUGACUGAAAAUGAUUGUACAUACUGUAAAUACAGCACAGAUAAUAAAAAAUGAACAAAUGGAA